AUGAACCCAAACAACAACGAAAAUGAAAACAUUAGCACCAUGAGUAAUGACAUGAGCACGGAAUCAACAAGUACAUCCUCUGUCAUAAGUAAUGGUACAAUUACUGAUUCCACUAUGAGUCAAUCAUCAUCAUCACCCGAAGAACAACAUCAAAUUGCCCAAACUGGUCAAUCGCACGAUACAUUGUAUUUAUCAUGUCAGGAUAGCUCCACUUCUUCAAACACCACAAGCACUAGUACCAAUACGACAGUCAAUCAAGAGGUCUCUUCCUGCUCUUCCUCUCAAAAGAGACCUCCUUCCACAGAGAGACCACGAAAAGCUCUUCCAAGACCUCACCACCAUCAACACGUUUCUCCCAACGUCUUUACCUUCGAUACGGAAAUUCAUGAGGAAAGUCUUGGAAAGAAGGGAGCUGAAUUUCUUGUGGAUCAUGGCACUGCUGCCAAUACUGCAUCCACCACCAGUGGUGAAGAUUCUACUACUACGGAGAGUAGCAACAACAACAGCAACAACAAUUCCACUACAAAUCACCAUGAAUUGACACCUCCUGCCAAAACAAACCAGAGACGAUGGAGCCAUAAACGAUCGGCCUCUGAAGCCUAUUCCUUUACUCCUCCAUCGGCCUCGAGUAUUAUCAGCACAAAUCCAUCAACACCACAACUUUUACCAUAUAGCUCAGGUUCAUCAACCACAACAGGAGGAUCACAAGAAAAGAGUGGAGAGAGCUCCCGAAAGAAAUUUACUCUUUUUGGAUUCACAUUUGGCUCUUCUUCUUCGAGUAAUAACAGUAAGAGUGGUUCAAGUUUGCAUUCGUUGGCUCUCAAUGUUUCCAAUGCAAGCACUCCCACCUUUGCUACUUCUCCUGUGACUACAUCAACAAGUACCGCAGGUUCCGAAACUCUACAAAUUACAUCCUCCGUCACAACUUCAUCGACUAGUGAAAAUGCUACUACGACAUCUUCUGGAAGUUGUUCAGAGUCCAACGAGGUCCAAACAAAAAAAGUUGUUCUUGACGAAGAGACAAUGAAAAAACGUCAAGGAGUUCACAUGGCAAGCCCUCUCAAUAAUUUCAUUUCGGACGAACAACCCACUCAGCAAAAUUCAAAUGAAAUUGACUUGAUUGGAUUUUUAAAAACAGCCUCUUUGGACGAUAGUUCUAUUGGAAGACCAUCAUCAACAAGCGAAACAGACAAAACUGAUGCUUCCACAAACAGAGAAACAACUACGUAUGGUUUCAAGACAUUUUUGGACAAAAUGAGAGGAAAAAGUAUUUUCGCAGGAAAAAUUUCAAGUCCAGUUCCAAUUGGUGACCAAGAGUCCUCCAGUGAGAACAGCAAUCCAAGUUCUGCAAUACCAUUAACCUCUGGAAACGACGAUACUAGCUCAGUAAGCCAAAAGGCUCCAAAGAAACUCUCUGAAAAAGAAAUGAGAAGACUAAAAUUAUUGGAAAGAGAGAACAAUCAAAGAGAAAUGAUGGACAAUAUUCUUGAGAAGAUCAAUAGGAAUGGAGAAUCAUUUGCUCAUCUUUCAUUUUUCGAUGAAAAUGAUCAAGAAUGGCAGUAUAUUGGAUAUAUUCAAAAAUAUGAUUCUUCAAUGACUGAUGAUGAAAUUUACAUGAUGUAUGCAUUAAUGGGUGUUGGAGCUGGAGAAGACGGUGGAGCAUCGGCAAAAAAGGAUAAAGAUGUGAAAGAUUUUUCUGGUGGCAUAUAUGGAGAUUCGUGCGUUUGUCCCGUGUUGAGUCGACUUUGUGGAAGAGGAGAAUUACGAUAUCCAAAUGGAAGUGUCUAUGAAGGUGAUAUUAUUAGAGGAAAGCGUCACGGAUUUGGUAAAAUGAUCUUUCCUUACAAGAAUACAAUACCAACCACAACCACCAAAAAAUCAUCCUCAUCUCAAAUCGAGCAAGUACCUCCUACUGCCAUUGCUAUCGGCCAAUGGGUGUGCAAUAAUCCAUCUGAGGCCAUACCAUUCAAAGUGACCUAUUCGAAUGAGUUGGAAUAUUGGGGAACUUUUAGAGCCAAAACAAAAAUAUCCUCUGCCUAUGUAAUUGGUAUUAAUGACCUCGAGAAACACAAAGAGGGAGAGUUAUACCAUGUCAUUGAAAAUAAGAAAUAUUUUGGAGGCUUCAAAGAAGAUUUGAAAGAUGGAUUUGGUGUUGAAGUGAUGGCCAAUGGUGAACGAUAUUAUGGAGGUUGGAAAAAUGGUCUUUACCACUACACGGGUACCUAUCAGUAUGUUGACGGUACUUAUUACCAAGGAGAGUUUAAAAGAGGAUCACGAAAAGGUAAAGGAAAGCUUUAUCUUGCCACUGGUGACAUUAUUGAAGGUACAUGGAAUGGAGAUAAGGUGGAGAGUGCAAUCUUUAAGAAAGGAACUGCGAAAAAUGUCGAACUUACCCAUCUCUUCCAACUUCGAACACAAAUUAACGAGGCAAUCAAAUUAUUCCAAAAUGUCGGUCACAUGGAUGAUAACAACUAUUUACAAUUUUUGAAAAUGACAAAGAAGGAAAAUAUCGAACGUCCAGAACUAGAAAUGAAAUGGAAAUAUUACUCACUCAUGAGCAAGGAAACAUGGAGAAAAGAGAGAGAAAAAUUAACUGAUUUUUACGGCAAAUAUGAAAAGUAUGACCUCACAGAUAAGGUUACUUUCAAGAAUGAGUUGUUGAGACUUCUCGGAGAAAGUAUCAAAACAGACGGACCAGCACCUCCUGUUGCAUCAUUUGUCAAGAGCUUUAUUGAAUUCUUUGACAGUCUCUAUCAUGGAAGUUACUAUGCCGGAAAUAAUAGAGGACAGUCAGGCGCUCGAAAAGUCACCGCUAAAAAAGAUGGCGUCCUACUUUAUAAUGCCAUUGAUGAUUUGAAGAGCUACAUUAUUUAUUUGUGUGAUCAGGUCGUUUGGGACUAUUUUGGAAAUGAAAUUUUAAGUUCUAAAUUACUCUCGAAUGGAGGAGCAGCAAAUCAUUCGGGUGAUUCUUCCGAAAUGCAAUUUGUUGAGCAAGAUGAACAAUUCGACGAAUGUGAUGACGAAAUUAUUUUCGGUAAUCCACAAUCUGUUGCCAAUGUUGAUUCAUCCAAAUUGAAAUUUAACUCAAUGUCACAAGCCUAUAAUUUUUGUAAGACAAUUAUUGCAGAUCAUCUUCACAAAAAGCUCUAUUCUACCACAUUCGAGCUUUAUGAAUAUCAUUUUAGGGAUCAGGACUUGCUCAUUAACCAGAAAAUUAACUCGAUCAUUUCCACAUGUACCUUACAAAACUUUGGAGUACAUAGUGACUUUAUUUCUUCUACUACCACCACUCCAUAUAGCGAGUGCAUGCAAAUUAUGAAAGAAAUCAAAUUCUCAAACUCAGUAGAGUCCAAGAUACGAGUUCUUUCCAAGUUGAGAACUCAAGUAAUGCAAUCCAUGAAAAAAGUGAAAAUUGAAAAUAAGAAAUUGAAAAAACAAAAGGCAGGACAAGAAGAUUUCGAGAAUGUAGAGAGCGAUGAUUGGCAACCUGGAGCGGAUGAUGUGACAUCAUUGUACACUUAUACCUUUAUCAAGACCAAUAUUGGAAACUAUACGGCACUUUUCAACUAUAUCAACGAUUGGAAGCCUCCCCAUACAAGUUUACGACCAGUUUCACAUGUUAUUUCAUUCUUUGAGGGAUUUUUAAAUUAUAUUGUCGAUUUAGAUCCAAAUUUAACUGUGAAACAAAGCGAACUUGGAGAAAACAUGGGUGAAAAUUCCGAUGACACCUAUGUAUUCAUUUCAAAAUAUGGACUUACCAAACAGUUGGAGCGUGGUAUUGAAUUGGAAAUUUUCAGAAAUCAAAGCAAAAAGGAAAAAAUUGAAAGACAAUUACAAAAACCAAACCUCACACAGGAAGAGCUUCAAGAUUUGAACCAACAACAACGUGAGGUUCAACUCAUCAGCUUUUCAUGGGUGUCCCCUCUGUUACUAUUUGUGUCUCUUCAGGUGGGACAUUUCCAAUUGCAAAUUAGUAGAAAAACUGAUCUCAACACUAGUAGGAUAUUAACAAACCAUGAAUCAGAUGCAAACUCUUCAAAUUCUUCGAAUGCAACAAAAUUAUUUAGUAUUGAUCUUUCAGAUGUCACUACCAGUUCAGAACAGAACAUGGUGGACGGUAGUGGAAACAUGUUAAAUCUUGCACAAGCUUUGUUCAAGUAUCGAAAUUUAGUGAAAAAUGUUCUCGACAAUGCCAAACUAGGAUUUAAUAUUACUUUGAAACAACAUAACAACAAUGGCAGUAACAAUCUAUCCACAGAACCACAAGAAGAUUCAAACCUCACAAACAAUGCCUCAAACAAAGAGUACAUUUCAAUUGAAUUUGACACGGAGCCAUUCCCAAGUUAUGUCUACUCGGAACUCUCUCUUGAAAUUGCCAAAUUUAUCAAGUUUGAGCUUGAAAACUCUGAUUCUCAUCAGUAUAGAAUAUAA
Molecule: messenger RNA, 4431 nt
Organism: Naegleria fowleri
Lineage: Eukaryota; Heterolobosea; Eutetramitea; Acrasida; Naegleriidae
Exons: 4
Coding region: 1-4431 (1476 amino acids)
Source: RefSeq, a predicted model, not a curated record